AUACUUAUGAAUGUUUUUCCAUACUGUAAAUUCUUCAACUGAUUUUUUCAUUCAUCUUAAUUAUCCUCAUGAACUUGUUAGCUCAUUUUGGACAGCUUGUUGCUACAUUUGAAGCAUUUAUUGGAGUUCGAGAUGACAAAGCAACUGCUCAAGUUAAACUCUUUGGUGAUAAUUUGCAGGUUUUGGAAAAAAAUCUUCCAUUGGAUAACGCUUACAAAUCAAAAGAUGUUAUUGCUGCUCCCAUUCGUGUCAUCCAGCUCAUUUAUAAUGCAGGGGAUGUAAAGGGUCCUCAGACUAUUGCCUUCAAUUUACCAAAUGAAGAACGAAUUGUAAAGGACCGAGGGACAUCCAUGGUCAUGCUUAAGAAUGCCUCAGAGGCAAAGUUUAAGCACAUUCUUGAGCCGAUAGCUGACACAUGUAUCAAAAAGGAACAAAGGGAACUUGUAGAUUUUGAGUCUUUCUUCCUUCACACUAUCUUCCAUGAGUGUUGCCAUGGCAUUGGGCCUCAUACGAUUACGCCUCCUGAUGGGCGAAAGUCAACAGUUAGAUUGUUGAGGAUUGUUUCUGGUCUUAUAUUCAAGAACAGGUCACUUGCAAAAGAAAAAGAAAAUGAAGAACAGGAGCUGGAAGAACUAUACUCGGCUUGGAAGAAGCAAAAGCAGAUAUAGUUGGUCUUUGGGCACUGAAGUUUCUCAUCAGCAAGGUCUACUUAAGGUAUCUAGAGUUUAGGAAUGUUUGUUCCAUAUUAUGCUUGGAUAUAUUAUAAUAUUAUAUAUAGUUGUGUUGCUUGUGCAUUAGUUCUUAUAUGUGGAACCUACCCAUGGCUGUGUUUCAUUUGAUCUCUCUGUGCUUAAUUUGCUGGGUCAAAAUUUGCUUCCAAAAAGUUUGGUAAAAUCCAUGUAUGGUACUUUCCUUGUGGGAUGUUUCCGCUUAGUAUGAUUUGGCUUAGAGGAAGCUCAUGGGUGCUGGUGGAUAUAGCUCCCACAUUUCCUGUGGCCCAAAAAUUAUUUCAAUGAAGGCAGCUGUCCGUU
Molecule: messenger RNA, 1031 nt
Organism: Rubroshorea leprosula
Lineage: Eukaryota; Viridiplantae; Streptophyta; Magnoliopsida; Malvales; Dipterocarpaceae
Source: the annotation of a GenBank genome assembly